CACUCCUAGAAAAUGGGUCUUUUCUUAAUGCAAACCGAAAACGCCUGACGCCAAUUUAAUUUCUUAACAAAUAAAAAGGUUGUUGCUAAAACAAUAAGUGUAUCAAUUAUUGAAAGAGUAAAAGACACAAUAUCAUUAAACUAAUUCAACUAUAGAUAUAAACUUGAAAAAUAAGUGAAUAAUUAUUCCCCAGCGUAGUUAAUUUUUUUGGACAGAAUAAAAUCCAAAAUAACCAUAACAAAAUGGAAACGAGUCAUACGUUAGUUAAAAGGAAUACUAUCACACACGAAUGGAAAAUUCAAGAAAUGAGUUCAUUCAUUGAAGCUUCUAUUACUGCUGAAAAAACCAUUGAACUAAAAUCCUCUAAGUUCUCGACAAGAGCUAAAAUACAAGAUUUUUGGAUUCUGAAGGUACAGUUAUAUGAUGCUAAGUCAGCAAACAAAGAUGGAAUUGGCCUAUUCUUAACGUCGUUGAAUGGUAACCGCGAAGUGAAAACGGAAUUUUCAUGGUUUAUUUUGAAUAAUGAGAAAAAACAAGUAAAUAAAAGUAAACUAAUUCAAACUUACGGACUUCAUCCUGGCUGGGGUAAACUGCCAUUUAUAAUGAAAGAAGAUUUAUUAAAAAAAAAAGAUGAAUUGUUGCCGUAUGAUAUCUUAACAAUAGGUAUAGAGCUUACGGUCUUUGAUGAUCCUGUUGUGAUUUCUAACAACGUACCCUUGAAUGAAUCAAAGUUUUUUAUGGCUCAUGACUAUGAAAAGCUUUAUGAGAGUAAGAUGGGUUCUGAUGUUGAGUUGAUAGUCCAGGAAAAAAAAUUUCAGGCACACAAAGUUGUUUUGAUGGUACGCAGUCCUGUGUUUCAAGCGAUGCUGACCACCGAUAUGAGAGAAAACAGGGAAAAAACGAUCACUAUCAAAGAUAUGGAAUCUGUCGUAUUCAAGAGCAUGUUAGAAUUUAUUUACACUGAUAAAGUCAACGAUUUAGAUGAUGUUGCGGAACAAUUGCUUGAAGCUGCAGAUAAAUAUCAAAUUCACACGCUCAAAGAUAUAUGUGCAGAAUCACUUUGUAAAUCUGUGACCAUCGAUAAUGCCUCCAGAUUACUCUCUUUAGCUUAUCUGCAUAAUGCAAAAGAAAUGCUAGAGUUUAUUUUAAACUUUAUUAUAAUUAAUGCAAGCCAUGUGACAAAAACAGAAGAGUACAAGAUGAUGAUAGAAUUGCAUCCGUCCUUGGGAUCUCAUUUAUUCACUAAAUGUUCCGCUUUUUUUGAAAAUAAAUAAUUUACAACUUUUUAAAAUUUUUAUUUAAAAAUUCUUGCACGAAGAAGGAAAGUUCAUGUUAUAGGAAAAAUACAGUGAAGUUUAUGAAGAUUUGAAGUUAAUGAUAUUUUAUAAAAUUGUGUCAUACACGUUAAAACAAUGUUACUUAAUAAUUACUUAAAUUCAAAUACCUUACACUUGAUUCGAGUUACAAAGUUACUCGAAAUAAAAAAAUUUAUUCAUUUAUAUCUAUUAUAAUUACUUAGUAAAUAAAGUCGUAACCUAAAUUACAACUU
Messenger RNA from Microplitis mediator, 1549 nucleotides. RefSeq names its product speckle-type POZ protein-like. Gene Ontology annotation, cellular component: cytoplasm. Gene Ontology annotation, molecular function: ubiquitin protein ligase binding. The transcript is spliced from 2 exons. The record is from RefSeq and is a predicted model, not a curated record. Gene Ontology annotation, biological process: proteasome-mediated ubiquitin-dependent protein catabolic process; regulation of proteolysis. NCBI's taxonomy places the organism in Eukaryota, Metazoa, Arthropoda, Insecta, Hymenoptera, Braconidae. Bases 243 to 1274 code for a protein of 343 amino acids.